This is a messenger RNA of Ipomoea triloba (trilobed morning glory), 1333 nucleotides long. Its product is annotated as xyloglucan endotransglucosylase/hydrolase 2-like. Gene Ontology annotation, biological process: cell wall biogenesis; xyloglucan metabolic process. Gene Ontology annotation, cellular component: cell wall; apoplast. The record is from RefSeq and is a predicted model, not a curated record. The transcript has 3 exons. Gene Ontology annotation, molecular function: xyloglucan:xyloglucosyl transferase activity; hydrolase activity, hydrolyzing O-glycosyl compounds. Bases 198 to 1064 code for a protein of 288 amino acids. NCBI's taxonomy places the organism in Eukaryota, Viridiplantae, Streptophyta, Magnoliopsida, Solanales, Convolvulaceae.
UCUCUGGUCCUUCCUUCACAUUAUGCCUAGCUACCUAAUCAUUACCACCUCCAAAUCCUCCUAUAUAUUCAAACCUCUCUUGCCACUACCCAAAACAUCAUCAAUUCAUCACAAUACAAUACAUCCCAAGUCUUGUUCUUCUUCUCAACGCUCUGUUCUGCAUACUAGCUAGCUCAGCUCAGCUCCCCGAUCGCAAGAUGUCAUCAUCUAAUAAGCUCCAGCUUUGUAUGAUGAUAGCUGCCAGCCUGGUGGCAGUGGCCCUGGCCGGAAACUUCUACCAAGAUGCCCAAAUGUAUUUCGGCAAUGGACGCGGCCAAGUGAUGGAUGGAGGCAAGAUGAUCGCCCUCAAACUCGACAAAGAAUCCGGUUCAGGCUUCCACUCCAAAAAUGAGUACCUUUUUGGCAGAUUUGACAUGCAACUCAAGCUUGUCCCCGCCAACUCUGCUGGCACUGUCACCACCUUCUAUCUGUCAUCUCUGGGAGAAGGGCACGAUGAAAUCGACUUUGAAUUCUUGGGGAAUGUAUCUGGGCAGCCUUACACAGUCCAUACCAAUGUAUAUUCUCAGGGGAAAGGUAACAAGGAGCAACAGUUCCAUCUCUGGUUCGACCCAACUGCCGCAUUUCACACUUACACCAUUCUCUGGAACCCUCAAAGAAUUAUUUUCAUGGUGGAUAACAGUCCGAUCAGAGUAUUCAACAAUCACGAGAGCAUUGGGAUUCCAUUCCCAAAGAGCCAGCCCAUGAGAGUAUACUGCAGUCUGUGGAAUGCGGAUGACUGGGCAACCCAGGGAGGAUUGGUGAAGACAGAUUGGUCACACGCUCCAUUCACUGCCUACUACAGAAACUUUAAUGCCAACGCUUGUGUGGUAUCAAACGGAGUUUCUUCCUGCAAUUCCAAAGCAGCGUCAAACAGCAAUCAAGAAUGGCAAACGCAGGGGCUUGAUGGCAAGGGCAGGAAUAGAGUCCGAUGGGUGCAAAGCAAGCAUAUGGUGUACAAUUACUGCGCCGACGCCAAGCGCUUCCCGCAGGGCUUCUCUGCUGAAUGCAAGCGCUCAAGGUUCUAGGGAAAUCAUAUGAUAAGUUGUUGGAAUUGCAUAGGAUGAUGAAGAAGAACUGGCUUUUAGCCUUUUAGGCUUUUGGCAUUGGGUUUGAUUUUCCAUUUCAACAAUUUAUAUGCGUGAGUGUGGUUGAUCGAGCAGGAAUUCUUUAUUCUUUUGUCAUUUCAAUAAGGGGAUCGGAGUUGGAAAAUUGUAAUCGAAUCAUUUGUGAUACACUGUAUGUAAAGUAUUAUAUGUACUGAAUCAAUUGCGAGUGAAAUUCUUUAAUUUCAUAA